UUCUCAUAAGAAAUGAAUUUUGGUCGGAGAUUACUGCAGAUGCUGGAUUCAAGAGCAGCAGGAGGUAAUUAUCCUUCAUUUCAGAAAAUUGUGAGACAUCGUUAUUACGCUUCUGCUGGUGGUUAUAGUAUAUCACAACUUGAACGUUUUGUGAGGGAUGGGUGUAAGUCUGGAAGAAUUAGGAAUCUUGAUGAUGGGUUGAAAUACUUCGAUCAACUGAUUUCGGAAAGACCAUUACCAUCAAAUAUUACAUUUAAUCAUGUAUUGGGAUCAUUGUCGAAACUCAAGUGUUAUUUAGAUGUGAUUCUGUUGUAUAAGAAGAUGAAUUUGGUUGGAGUACAAACAAGUAUUGUUACAUUGAGCAUUUUGAUUAAUUGCUGUUGUCAAUUAGGAAAAGUUGAUCAUGGUUUUUGUUUGCUUGGAGAGAUUAUUAAGAGAGGUCAUCAUCCUAAUACUAUCACUUUCACCACACUCAUUAAAGGGUUGUGUCUACGAGGGAAGAUUGAUUAUGCAAUCAAAGUGUUCGACAAAAUGACUAAGAUGGGUAUUCAACCUAAUGCUGUUACAUGUAAUACUCUUAUACAUGGGCUGUGUAAAACUGGUCAAGUGGGUCCUGCUCUCAAGUUAAAAAAUAACAUGCUUAAAUGGAAUUGCAGACCAGAUGUUGUUUCAUAUAAUGUCAUUACAGAUACUCUUUGUAAAGGAGGUUUACUUGAUCAAGCUAUGGUUCUCUUCACUGAAAUGCUUGGAGAUUCGAAUGUUGUACCCGAUGUAGUUGCUUACAAUAUUUUGAUUAAUGGGUUUGGCAAUUCAGGGAGGUUAAAGGAGGCAAAGAGACUAUUUAAUGAGAUGGCUACUAGAGGAAUUUCUGCAGAUUUGACAACUUACAGUACUUUAAUUCAUAGUCACUGCGUACACGGUCAAUGGAAAGAAGCAAGAAAAUAUUUUGAUGAAAUGAUGGAUCGAGGGAUUUCGCCCAAUACAGUAACUUUUAAUAUCUUAAUAGAUUCACAUUGUAAAGAUGGGAUGACGGAAGAUGCUUGGGGGUUAUUUGAACUAAUGGUGAAGAUAAACAUAAAACCGGAUCAGAUUACUUAUAAUUCAAUGAUGGAUGGUUUGUGUUUGGUAGGUCGGUUACAAGAUGCAGUUAAACUGUUUGGGUCGAUGUUGGAUAGGGGCCUAGAGCCAAGUCAGUUCAGCUACAAUGUGUUGAUUGAUGGGUAUUGCAAGAAUCGUAAGUUGGACGAAGCUAUGCAGCUUUUCAAGAAAAUGAAACAAAAUGGAUUGAAACCCACAAUAUUUACUUACAGUAUACUAUUAAGGGGACUAUACCGAGAUAGAAGAGUUAGGGCUGCAAAGAAUUUGUUUAAUGAGAUGCAAACUUUUGGUUUAUCUCUAGAUGAAGUUACAUAUGGUACAAUGUUGGAUGGACUCUGCAAGAAUGGAAAAAUUAAUGAAGCGGUAGACUUGUUUAAAUCCCUGGAGGGUACAAUUAUCUCAGCUAAUAUUUACAUGUAUACUAUUCUUAUUCAUGGUUUUUGUCGGGCAGGCAAUUUGGAAGAUGCAAGGAAAUUGUUUGAUGAAAUUCCAAGAAAAGGAUUGGUGCCUAAUGUAGUAACUUAUACCACGAUGAUGGAUAGCCUCUUUCGAAGCAAGAUGUUAUUGGAAGCUAACAAAUUAAUUAUCGAAAUGGGUGAGAAGGGUUGUUCACCAAAUGUUAUAACAUAUAAUACCAUCAUUAAGGGUUUUCUUACAGUAAAGGAGACUGACAAGGCAUUGCAGUUUCUUAUUAAGAUGCGUGAAAGAGAAUUUGUACCGAGUGAUUCUGUUGUUUCUUUGUUAACUAAGACUCUCUCGGCAGAUGAGCUAAAACAAUUGUAG
Papaver somniferum (opium poppy) is the source of this 1881-nucleotide messenger RNA. Its product is annotated as pentatricopeptide repeat-containing protein At1g63330-like. Gene Ontology annotation, molecular function: protein binding. Lineage: Eukaryota; Viridiplantae; Streptophyta; Magnoliopsida; Ranunculales; Papaveraceae. The transcript has a single exon. The record is from RefSeq and is a predicted model, not a curated record. The coding region runs from base 13 to 1881 and encodes 622 amino acids.